CGAGCCGAAUGAGAGAAAAACGUCAAAUACGUAUACAAGAAUAAGGUAUAUUUUCCUCGUUUAACAACACAUGUGCGAAUUGUACGCAAUUUAGGCUUUCGACUGACUUUGUAACCAUACUGUCCGUGUCAGCUUUUCUUAUACGUCUCCAUCUGCUUCGCUGUGGUCGUCUGUAGGCCUAUUUAUUAGAAAAUGGAAGAAAGACACAAGAAAAUUCUUCAGCGAAACAGGACCAAUCUCGUCACAGAAAUGGACCCCUCAAGCCUUUAUGACUGCCUUUUUGAAAAAGGAGUUUUCACACACGACAUGAUUGAUGCGAUAAAAAGCUCAGGGACCCGGCGUGACCAGUCCAGACAAUUAGUACGGGACCUGGAGACCCGUGGGAGUCGGGCCUUUCCGUUCUUUCUGGAGUGCCUUCAGGAGACCGGUCAGCACAGUUUGGCAGAGAAGCUGCAGAAUGGAGCUCCAGCUGUUCAUGUACAUCCAACACCAACUCCUGUUGUUCUCCCUGAUAUACGACCUCUCCCAGUUACCCCUCCUGUGGAUAUUGAUAAGCAAAGAAAAGACAAUGUUCCUGUCUCUCCAGCACAGAAAUGUGAUACAACUCCAACGCCAUCACCUGAAAGCGAGUUCAUAAGGCCCAGGCUGCCCAGCAGAACUCGCCGGGAUAGCAUACAGAGCUAUAAAAUGGAUGCGAGCCCAUGUGGACAUUGCCUCAUAAUAAACAACGUGGAGUUCGAUCCUGAGAGCGAGCUCAGCAAUCGCAAAGGGUCCAACAUAGACUGUGAUAGGCUGGAGAGAAGAUUCAAGGCGCUCAAUUUUAUUGUGGAAGUAAAGACGAACCUAAAACAAAGACAAAUCAAACAUGAACUGUCAGCUUUAUCUAAGAAGGAUCAUUCACUUUAUGACUGCUGUGUGGUUAUCAUGCUAUCCCAUGGAACUGAGGUGAGUCACAGCCGCUUCCCUGGUGCUGUAUAUGGUGUGGACGGGCAGUUUGUCACGGUACAGUGCAUCACAAACUACCUCAAUGGGCAGCAUUGUCCAUCUCUGCAGGGCAAACCCAAACUCUUCUUCAUCCAAGCCUGUGGCGGAGAUGAAAGAGACACUGGUUUUGAGGUGUCUCCUGAUGGGUUUGAACCAUCCUUCGGGGGAGCCGAUGAUCAGACCGAUGCCAUGCCCAUGUCGUCCAGCAGCGACUCUCUGAGCACGUCAGAUGAGCCGGAUGCCCGAGCAACGCUGCCCACCCCGAGUGACAUUUUAGUGUCCUACUCUACUUUUCCUGGUUAUGUAUCUUGGAGAGAUACCCAGUCAGGCUCUUGGUAUGUAGAGAUACUGGACCGUGUUCUUGAGGAAAAUGGUGCCACUGAUGACUUGGCCACAAUGCUGAUGAUGGUAAACAAUGAAGUCUCACAAAUCUCUGCAAAAGGCGUCUACAAGCAAAUGCCUGGUUCCUUCAACUUCCUCCGCAAACACCUCCACUUUCAGACACAAGCAUAACUGCCAAUUCCAACCCAAUACCAACCAGUUUCACUCUCAGGGAUUUUCAGCCAAUUUUACUAUUUCGUGGGACAUGACCAAUAUCUCUUUGGAUUUUGUCUCAUGGAAAUUGCAAAUAGUAUGCACUUUCUAAAUUGUGGUCUUUUACUGGUACAUUGAUGUCUUACUGUACUCUUAUAAUGUUUAAUAUGUUAAUGAACGUUUUGGACUAUUUACAUACUUUGAAAAAAUUGGCUUGUGGUGUUUUUUUUAUAUUCUUGCUGUCUUCUUGACCACAGCAGAUUCAAUUUGUACAUUUAUAAACAAUCAAUAUAAAGGAUUUUGCUGAUUCCUUUUA
Molecule: messenger RNA, 1834 nt
Organism: Labrus bergylta (ballan wrasse)
Lineage: Eukaryota; Metazoa; Chordata; Actinopteri; Labriformes; Labridae
Gene: casp9
Product: caspase 9, apoptosis-related cysteine peptidase
Biological process (GO): positive regulation of neuron apoptotic process; apoptotic process; intrinsic apoptotic signaling pathway in response to DNA damage
Cellular component (GO): cytoplasm
Source: RefSeq, a predicted model, not a curated record